Molecule: messenger RNA, 1836 nt
Organism: Vanessa tameamea
Lineage: Eukaryota; Metazoa; Arthropoda; Insecta; Lepidoptera; Nymphalidae
Gene: Ccm3
Product: programmed cell death protein 10
Exons: 5
Coding region: 218-847 (209 amino acids)
Biological process (GO): positive regulation of MAP kinase activity; regulation of Golgi organization
Cellular component (GO): FAR/SIP/STRIPAK complex
Molecular function (GO): protein kinase binding
Source: RefSeq, a predicted model, not a curated record
UGGCUACAAUAUUCUGUCGUCUGUCGACAAGUUACACACUUGUCAAACAAAAUUGUCAGUUUUUUUAUUACAUUUCCUGUCGCUGUCAUUGACUAUUUAAAGUGUCUACAUUCUAAAUAAACCAUACUGUGUUUAAUAAGUGCUAUUCCGAUUAUUCUUACAUUUUCCUUCUAUAUUGUUUGUUCUUGUUGUAACAUUUCAAUCACAUUCGGUCAGAAUGACAAUGGGCGAUGAGUUGCCCGUCACCUCAUUAGUUUUACCAGUUCUCAUACGUCCUGUUUUAACUCAGUUAGAAAAAUAUGAUUUGGGGGCUUCACAAACAUUACGAGCUGCUCUCACGAAGGCUGAGGCUGCCCUGCCAGGUCUUAACUAUGACUUGGUUGCUGGAAUUAUGAGAAGAGCUGAUAUUCCUGUUAAUAUGAAUGAAAGCUUACUUCGUCUUCAAGGAACAUUAACUGAAGCUGAAUGUGCUGACUUAAGACUGAAUAGAUCAGAAGAAGCAUUUCAGGAACUUAACAAGAAGUCUGCUGCAUUGAAAAAGAUUUUAAGCAGGAUCCCUGAUGAAAUUACUGACAGGAAGACUUUUCUUGAAACCAUCAAAGAAAUAGCAUCAGCUAUAAAAAAACUACUGGAUGCAGUUAAUGAGGUUUCCACAUAUACACCUGGUCAGGGAAAGCAGGCUCUAGAGCAAAGAAAAAGAGAAUUUGUGAAGUAUUCCAAAAGAUUUUCUAACACCUUGAAGGAAUACUUUAAGGAAGGACAGGCUAAUGCAGUAUUUGUGAGUGCACUUUAUCUUAUUUACCAAACAAAUCAAAUCUUAUACACUGUAAAAAAUAAGUCAGAGUAAAACCUUUGAUGGAUAUACAAAUACUUAAAUAUGUAUACAAAAGUAAUUAAACGACUAUUUGUUUUUUAUUCCUUAUUGAAAUAACCACAAAUAAAUGUUAUAUAAUAGUAAAAUCUAAUUUGUAAGUAUUUUUUUUAACACUAAAUAUAAAAAUAAGAAAUCAAUAUUAUGUUAUAGUCUAAUAAUAACAUUUUGUUAGAUAUGGAACAUUAUUUUGGAAAUUAGAGCUUAAGGUAGUUUGAUAAUUUGUAACCAAGACAUUAAAUCAGAAAAUGUAUCAGAGUUGUUAAAAAUACACAGAUAAAAAUAAACAAACUUUGCACCUUUUAAUUUAUAGUCCAUAAUACAUAUUCAAUAUUGUGUCAGUUUGUUUUAUAUAAUACCCUGUAUAUGAAUACUGAAGUUGUAUAACUACAAAAAAUAAAAAUUGAUACUGCUUUAGUUUUUUACUUUUUUCUAUUACUAGAAAGCAAAUAACUAAAUUAUAUAUUUGUAUAUUCUUUUACUUAUAUUUUUAUUUCUGAUUCUAGUUUUUAAUAUAAACAUUUUAUAAGUUAAAGUGAUACAAUAAUAAUAAUUUUCUAUAAUUACAAUAAAAUUUCGUGUUACGAUCUAUUGUAAUAAAAUAAAAUUAUUAGAAUUUUUUUCCAAAUAAACAAUUUCUACUACUAUCUAAGAGGAAGAGAUGCUGAAUGCUUAGCAGAAAUUGAUUCUUAUGUAUUAUAUCUCAAUUCCACAUAACAAAGUGUUAAUAUAAUAAUGUCUCAUGUACCUGUCGAUAAAUGUUGUCAAUAAAAUCGAAGCAAAUAUUCAGUAUUCGUAAAAUAGUUGGUAAAAAGUAAAAAAAGAAUUGGUUAUGGUUAGAAAAUUAAUAUAAAUAAUGAGAUAUAAUUAUUUAGAUUUGCACAUAAUUAUAUUGUUUGUUGUUAUUCUGUAAAUUUUAAAUACUUUAUUUACCUUAUAAUCUAAUACAGUUUACAUUAGAAUUU